Messenger RNA from Cryptomeria japonica (Japanese cedar), 570 nucleotides. RefSeq names its product histone H4. Bases 77 to 388 code for a protein of 103 amino acids. Gene Ontology annotation, biological process: nucleosome assembly. The record is from RefSeq and is a predicted model, not a curated record. The transcript has a single exon. Gene Ontology annotation, molecular function: structural constituent of chromatin; protein heterodimerization activity; DNA binding. NCBI's taxonomy places the organism in Eukaryota, Viridiplantae, Streptophyta, Pinopsida, Cupressales, Cupressaceae. Gene Ontology annotation, cellular component: nucleosome.
UUCAAUCCCGCGCUAUUUUGGUGAGACGUUCUAUUUGAUUUCUUUUGGGGUAAAGCACUUCGUAAGGAGAAGAAAAAUGUCUGGAAGAGGAAAGGGCGGCAAGGGUUUGGGGAAAGGAGGCGCCAAAAGGCACAGGAAAGUUCUUCGCGAUAAUAUCCAGGGUAUCACCAAGCCUGCCAUUAGGCGUCUGGCCAGAAGAGGAGGUGUUAAGCGUAUCAGUGGCUUGAUCUAUGAAGAAACCAGAGGUGUUCUGAAGAUCUUCUUGGAGAAUGUCAUAAGAGAUGCUGUUACUUACACUGAACAUGCACGCCGCAAGACUGUGACUGCCAUGGAUGUGGUCUAUGCUCUCAAGAGGCAGGGCAGGACUUUAUACGGCUUCGGCGGUUAAAUGACGCCGAAAUUGAAAUUGUAAGGGUGGUUUUGAAACAAUACCCUAGUAAUGGAAUUGCUUAUGGUGCCCUCAGAGCUGUCAAAUGGUUAAAUUGCCUUUUCUUUGUUAUGUGAAGAAUGGACAAUAUUUGUCAAAAUGAUUGUAAUAUGUGAAUGCUAUCGAUUCUGUUUUGUUUGGCA